Molecule: messenger RNA, 1072 nt
Organism: Oryza sativa Japonica Group (Japanese rice)
Lineage: Eukaryota; Viridiplantae; Streptophyta; Magnoliopsida; Poales; Poaceae
Source: RefSeq, a predicted model, not a curated record
UUUAAUAUUAAGUUGGUUUUUUAUGGAAUAGAGAGAGUAUCUAUUUAUGCAGUUACGCAGAGAGCUGAUCUGAUCACGACGUGACCCUUGCCUCAUUUCUGCUUGCUGCUUGCUGCUUUUCGAGUGAACCAACCAACAAAGAAAAGAAACGACGAGCUACUAGUAGAGUAUAAUAGUCAUUCAGUCAGGUGUAUGACUCGCCACGUUGCUAUCGAUGCACAUCAACAUCAACCUCUGCAUCGAAAGCUAAGCUAAUCCGAUCUGAGUAUAUAUAUGUGCGUGAUCAGAUAUAGUCGAAUAGUCCAUAGCCAAAUCAUACACACAUAAUUUCUUCCUCUAGACAUUAGUCCAUUACCAGUUUAAUUACCACUUGUGUUUUUCAGCCUCUUCGUCUUGCUCCCAAGAACUCGCGAAGUUGUUGGCUAAAGCCAUGAUCUGUUCGUCCACACGGUACACCUCAUCGUCUCUUGUGUGUCGCGAGGAGAUCACUAGGAGGAGAUAGCAUCGUAGCGGCGGCAACCGGCGGCGACAGCUUAUUAUUACAGGAGAGAGGUUGCUGACGAGGAGGCCAGUGGUGAUCGUCGUGGUCACGCCUGAGCAGCAGCAAGCUAGCUAGCUAGCGGCAAUGUGCGGCGGCGGCGGCGGCGGGCAGAUGGUGGUCGUCGUCUUGCUCGUCUGCGUCGUGCUGGUGUCGUCGGCGGCGAUGGCGGGUGGCGCUAGGACUGGGCCGGUUCAUCUUGCCGGUGGCACGGCUAGUAGCAGUAGUGCUCCUGGCCCGGCCGUCGCCACGCCGCGAGGUGAUGCCGCCGGAGCUACGACGAUGACGGCGACGACGACGACAAUGACGGCGGCGGCGACCACGGCAACGUUUGCGGCUGAUCCGUACAAGGAUAGCAAGAGGAAGGUGCCGAAUGGGCCCGACCCGAUUCACAAUAGGAGAGCCAGAUGGGGAGAUGCACCAGCGAGGAGAGUGUAGAACAACUACAUGCAUCCAUAUUCAUGUAGAGUGUCGGAUCGAAAAUCGAACACAUGAAACUGUCCAUUAUAGGUUUUGUAAAAGAGGAUGCAGAUC